CUUACUGAAACAUAAGAGAUCACUUUAGUAUUUGUUAAUGAAAUAUUCUCUCAUUAAUUAUCUCCCUAAAUUUAGGAAAAACAGUGAAUUGAGGGAGAAUUGAUUGUGAACGCGAGAGAGAGAGAGGAGAGAGAGGGAAAACGGUCCUUGCUUCAGUUUUCCGGCGACAUAAUCGCCGGAAUCAUCGACCGGAGAACACCCCAAUCAUUGCGUGUUGCCGUUACCACCGGAAGUCGACCGAAAACAUCAAAACAGCGACCAAAACAUCGUCAGGCGACCUGUCGAAGCUCAUCGGAAAUUCCAAAAAAAUCGCCAAACCGUUCCCAGACAGUGUAACGCGUCCCAGUAAUGGGAAAGGUGAAAGGAAAACAUCGUCUUGACAAGUAUUACCACUUAGCAAGAGAAUGCCAUUACCGUUCACGUGCAGCAUUCAAACUCAUCCAAUUGAACACAAAAUUCUCCUUCCUUCAAUCGUCACAAUCUGUCCUCGAUCUUUGUGCCGCACCGGGCGGUUGGAUGCAAGUUGCUGUCAGUAAAACACCCGUUGGUAAUCUUGUGGGUGUAGAUAAAGUUCAUAUCAAUCCUAUAUAUGGUGCAAUUGCUGUACAAGAAGAUAUUACAAGUUCCAAAUGCAAAUCUAUGAUUAAAAGGAUCAUGCAUGAAAAUGGUGUUAAUGGUUUUGAUUUGAUAUUACACGAUGGUUCCCCGAAUAUUGGUGGUGCAUGGGCUAUGGAGGCUACUAUGCAGAAUGCUUUGGUGAUUGAUUCUGUUAAGCUUGCUGUUGAAUUUUUGGCUCCUAAAGGCACUUUUGUUACUAAGGUUUUCAGAUCUCAAGACUAUAAUGCUGUUCUUUACUGUCUAAGACAGCUUUUUGAGAAGGUUGAGGUGGAAAAACCUUUGGCAAGUCGUACAGAAUCUGCAGAAAUAUAUCUUAUUGGUCUGAAAUAUAAGGCCCCUGCUAAGAUUGACCCUCGCCUUCUUGAUAUAAAGCACCUCUUUCAAAGGGGUAAAGAACCUCCUAAGGUGGUCGAUGUACUAAGAGGGACAAAGCAGAAGAGACACCGUGAUGGGUAUGAAGAUGGGGAGACACUCUUAAGGAAGGUCUGCUCCGCUGCUGAUUUUGUGUGGUCUGAUAACAAGAGCCUUGGCUCAGUUACUUCAAUAGCGUUUGAUGAUCCUGCUUCUUUGCCAAUGAGAGAUCAUCCUUUGACGACAGAAGAGGUUAGAACACUAUGUGAGGACUUGUGUGUUCUUGGGGAGCAAGACCUCAAACAUCUUUCAAAGUGGCGUAAGCUUAUGAGGAAAGCUCUGUCUCCUUCAGAGACAACUAGUAAUCCAAAAGCAGUAGUUGAGUGUGAGAGCAAGGAGGAUGAAGAUAAAAGACUCGUAAAAGAAAUGGAGGAGUUGAAGGAUACUGAACUGGCAAAGAAGAAAAGAGCAAAACGGCUUCUUGCAAAAAGACAAGCCAAGGACAAAGCACGCAAGGUGUUGGGGUUGCAGUCAGAUUAUGUUGAUCAGAAUCUGUUUUCUCUAACAUUGUUCAAGGGCAAGAGAGAUGUAGUAGCUAUUCAGGAGAAUGAAUAUGAUGAUGAAAGUGCUAGUGAAGAUGAUGAAAAUGACCUGGAAUCCUCAGAGAAUGCAUCUAACGAUGGGGACUCUGAAGAAGAGUGCAGAAGACGUGACGAUGAAAUAGCGAGGUUGCUUGAUGACCUUGAGGACCGCAACAAAAGGUAUAUGGCUCGAGUGGAAAGAAAAACGAAGCGAUCCAAAAUAUCCUACUUGGAUGAUGGUGAACUCUUGGAGGAUUGUGAUGAAGAUGGUAUGACUCAUUCUGCUAUAGACUCUGAUAGUGAUAAGGGAGAGGAUCAAGUGAAUCCUCUAAUCAUACCUCUAGAAACCGUAACCGCUCCAUCUCAAGGGGAGGUUGUCAAAACGUGGUUUUCUCAAGAUGUUUUUGUUGAGAAAGAAGAGCAAGAUGUGUUGGACAAGUAUGACAGAGAAGAUGAGAUGCUAAUAGAUCGAGUAGGGGAAAGGGAACUGAAAUCUAAGACACAGUCAGGUGAUCAAAUGCCGGUAGAAAUUCUAGGUUUGACAAAGAAAAAAAUGGGUGGUUCGCUCCAAGUACCAGCAUCGGAGACAUCAGAAGAUUUUGAGAUUGUUCCUGCACCAUCUUCAGAUUCAAGUGAUUCUUCGUCUGAUGAGUCAGAUGAAUCAGGUGAUAAUAUUAACGGAAAGGCUGCAAUUUUGUGUGCAGGAAAGAAAAUGACUUUGAAAAGGCAGAGAGAAUUAAUGAUGGAUGAUGGUUACAACAAGUAUAUGUUCCACGAUGAGGGGCUGCCAAAGUGGUUCAUUGAUGAGGAGAAGAGGCAUCGACAACCAAUAAAGCCUGUGACGAAAGAGGAGGUUGCUGCAAUGAAAACUCAGUUUAAAGCAAUCAACGCUCGUCCUGCAAAGAAGGUAGCAGAAGCCAAAGCACGGAAGAAAAGGGUUGCUCAGAGAAAGCUGGAGAAGGUUCGGAAGCAGGCUAACUCGAUAUCAGACCAAGCAGAUAUAUCUGAUCGAUCAAAGAGUAGAAUGAUUGAACAGCUAUACAAGAAAGCAACACUUAAAACGCCAGGGAAGGAAUACGUAGUGGCAAAAAAGGGUGUUCAAGUGAAGGUUGGCAAGGGGAAAGUUCUUGUUGAUCGACGAAUGAAGAAAGAUGCAAGAAGACAUGGAAUAAGCAAGCAAGGCAUGAAGAAGGGAAAACAAAAACGAAAAGGCUCACGGAGGGCUUCCUCAACAGGCAAGAAUUGAAACUUGCUAAAAGCUAAACUAGAAUCUUAGGAGCCAGCCAAGCAUAAGUAAACUCGUAUUUUUUCAUUUUACAUUGUUCAGAAAUGCAAAGGCAGCUUUGAAUGCUGCAAGUUGCAACCUAUCUUAAGGUGAUUAGUAGGUAAAACUACAAAUGUGGGAGUUUCAAAUGCAGGGGGUAAAUUCCAUGCACUGCUCCUUUUUGCUUUAUCAACGGCAUGUUAAUUCUAGUGUUUAAUGUCAUUUAUCAUCUGGUUUA
Molecule: messenger RNA, 3052 nt
Organism: Capsicum annuum
Lineage: Eukaryota; Viridiplantae; Streptophyta; Magnoliopsida; Solanales; Solanaceae
Product: adoMet-dependent rRNA methyltransferase spb1-like
Biological process (GO): rRNA methylation; maturation of LSU-rRNA from tricistronic rRNA transcript (SSU-rRNA, 5.8S rRNA, LSU-rRNA); maturation of 5.8S rRNA from tricistronic rRNA transcript (SSU-rRNA, 5.8S rRNA, LSU-rRNA)
Cellular component (GO): preribosome, large subunit precursor; nucleolus; nucleus
Molecular function (GO): rRNA (guanine) methyltransferase activity; rRNA (uridine-2'-O-ribose)-methyltransferase activity
Source: RefSeq, a predicted model, not a curated record